AUGCCGCCGCCCAAGGACGUGGUGAAGAUCGCCAUCCAGAUGGUGGGAGCCAUCCCGCAGCUCAUCGAGCUCCAGCAGACCAAGCCCCUCGCCUCGGUGCUCAAGGACGUCUGCGACGCGUGGAGCCUGCCCAAUGCUGAGCGCUACGCCCUGCAAUACGUGGACGGGCGGCAGACCUACAUCACCGAGUCGAACCGCGGGGAGAUUAAGAAUGGGAGCAUUUUACGGCUGACCACCUCCCCGGACCAAGAAGCAGAGCGGUUGUACAGCGGGAUCCAGAGCAACAACUCGGAUGUGAAGACUGACUCGCUGAAGAAGCUUGCAAGCCUCUCCCAAGACGUUACCUUUGCUCAGGAGUUCAUCAACAGGAAUGGCUUGAAACAAAUCUUCUAUAUUGUGGAAGAAGGGAACGAUACAGGGGAGAUGCUAGCUCACACCCUGAAGGCCUUCAUGGAGCUGAUGGAGCAUGAUUUUGUUUCCUGGGAGACUCUUAGUGCAGCCUUCAUCAAGAAGAUAGUGAGUUACGUCAAUAUGAAUGCGGUGGAUGCAUCUGUCCAGCAGCUCUCCUUGUCUAUCUUGGAGAACAUGGUGCCUACCAGUCGCCUCCUCUUUGAGCUAGUUAAAAAAGAAGUGACGCUGGAUCGUCUUCUCACGCACCUGCAGGUGACAAACGCCCAGCUGCAGCUGAAGGCGAUGGCCCUGCUCAUUGCGCUGCUGCUGGCUGCGACCGACGCUGAGCGGCGGGACAUGAUGGACUACCUGAGGGAGAAGAACAUCAGGCAGUUUAUCCACAAGAACAUCAUCCACAGCUCCGAGCCGCUGGGGGACGAGAUGGCCCAUUACCUGUACGUGCUGCAGUCUGUCAGCCUCAACCUGUGCGAGCGCCGCAUGAGGACCUCCAUGGAUCCCUACUCACAGGAACAGCGGGAGCUCCUCCAGUCGCUGCGCCAAACCGCCUUUGAGUCGGAGAGCGAGGCACCUGCCAGCAACUUCAGCACCGAGCGCCGGCGAUCCCUGUGUGCCAAGGAGUUCCGCAAGCUGGGCUUCAUGAACAACAGCAACCCAGCGGAGGACCUCCGCCGUGCCCCGCCGGGACUCCUUGCCCUCGACAACAUGGUGUAUUUCUCCAGGCACACUCCCAACGCCUACAGCAGGUUUGUCCUCGAGAACAGCAGCCGGGAAGACAAACACGAAUGCCCCUUCGCUCGAAGCAGCAUCCAGCUCACCCUGAUCCUCUGCGAGAUCCUGCACGUUGGAGAGCCGUGCUCGGAGACGGCUCAGGCCUUUUACCCUAUGUUCUUCGGGCAGGAUCAUUUCUUUGAAGAGCUCUUCUGCAUCUGCAUCCAGCUGGUGAACAAGACCUGGAAGGAGAUGCGCGCUACCCAGGAGGACUUUGAUAAGGUGCUGCAGGUGGUGCGGGAGCAGAUCACCAGGACCCUGUCCCUCAAGCCCACCUCCCUGGAGUUAUUCAAGACCAGAGUGAACGCACUGAACUACAGCGAGAUCCUGAAGCUGCGGCAGACGGAGCGGCUGCACCAGGAGGAGACGCUGGCUGUGCCCGUGCUGGAGUUGCGCGAGAGGCUGAAGCCGGAGCUCCUGGAGCUGAUCCGACAGCAACGCCUGCUGCACCUCUGCGAGGGCACCCUCUUCCGCAAGAUCAGCAGCCGCCGCAGGCAGGACAAGCUCUGGUACUGCCGCCUGUCACCCAACCACAAGGUGCUGCACUACGGGGACGUGGAGGAAGGGGUGCACUCUCCCCCCAUCGAGAGCCUGCCAGAGAAAAUUCCUGUGGCAGACAUGAAGAUGCUGCUCGUGGGGAAGGAGUGUCCACACACGAAGGAGAAGAGCUCCGGGAAGCAGAACAAGGACGUCCUGGAGCUGGCCUUCUCCAUCGUGUACGACGUGGAGGAAUACUGCCUCAACUUCGUUGCCCCCACCCGAUACGAGUUCUGCCUCUGGACGGAUGGGCUGAACGUGCUCCUGGGCAAGGAGAUGACGAGCGAGCGAAUGCAGACGGACCUCGAUGUCCUGCUGUCCAUGGAGCUCAAGCUGCGGCUCCUGGACCUGGAGAACAUCAGCAUCCCCGACACCCCCCCUCCUGUCCCAAAGCCCCCCAGCAACUUAAACUUCUGCUACGACUUCAGCCACACAGAGCAGUGAGUUCCUCCCUGUCCCCGUCCCUCCCCAUGCCCCCCCCCAAAUCAAACCCCUUCCUCCAGGCUCUGUCCUCCAUCUCCUGCCCAAAGGGACGAGCCCAGGCGCUGGCUGGGGGCUUGGGCAUGUGCUGCCUGCACCUUGCCCAUCCCGGGGUGAACUGCCCACCCUUCCCUGCCCGUGACCUGCCCUCCUGCGAGAGCACGGGGAUGAGCCACCGAGCGUCAGGCUCCUGUUCGAGGUGGGGUGACCCGGCUGCUUUGCUCCCCCGCCAUGGGCAGGCAAGACAAAAUACUUUUCAGACAGCCGAACCCCUCUGUGGUGGCACUGCCCUCCCCACACUGCAGCCAGGCUUUGGGCAGAGAGGGCAAGGAUGCGGGCAGGAAUAGAGGUACAGGCAGCCCUGGGACAGCUGGAGGGGGCGGGCAGCACUACAAAGGUACGAAUCUGCACUGCCUGACUCUCCCCGUCAGCGUAGGGCAUCCUUUCUGGCCAAGAAAGGGGUUAGAAAAAGGAUAAAACACCCUUUCCGCUUAGUUUGGUGAGCAGACGGCAUCUCCAGAGCACGGUGUGCCGGCCCAGCCAGGCCCGUGCCGCACUGAAACGUUUUUCUCCUGCGCCCUGUGCGCUCCCACUCCUGGAAGGGGGGUGUUUAGGGUACAAGCCCCCUCUCCCAGCGCCAUUUCAGCUGGGCAGAGGCUCGCUGCCGCCAUGCCAGGCGCGAGGAAGAGACCUCGCUCUGCCCUUCGCUGCCCUCGUGCCAAUCCUGGUGCCUUCCCCCCGCCCCGGGCGGAUACUUGCACACUUCAGCCAUGCUGCUGCACUACUGCACCACGACAAGCUACCUCCUCCCCGGCCCCCACGGCUCCCGCCCCGGUGCCCCGCACCUCUUCGUGCCCGCAGCUUCUCCCUAGGGUGUUGCGGUAACAACUGCAGCCGCAGGUCGCCGGGGUUCCGACCGUGCCUCCACCUCCCGGGUAGUGGGACAAUAAAAACACUUGCGGAGAACU
Gymnogyps californianus (California condor) is the source of this 3164-nucleotide messenger RNA. RefSeq names its product engulfment and cell motility 3 (gene ELMO3). NCBI's taxonomy places the organism in Eukaryota, Metazoa, Chordata, Aves, Accipitriformes, Cathartidae. The coding region runs from base 1 to 2160 and encodes 719 amino acids. The record is from RefSeq and is a predicted model, not a curated record. Gene Ontology annotation, biological process: cell motility; actin filament organization. The transcript is spliced from 20 exons.